CGUAACGCGUCUUUGCCCAUAGACUGAAAAAUUCUCAGCGAGGAUUUGGGAAAAGGCGAGAGGUAGCAUGAGGAACCAGGGUGUCGUCAAAGAGGAAAGGUUCCGCAUGAAGAGCUGAGCAGCAUAGGGAAACGAGAAGAAGAGGCCAGAAAUCCGAUUGACUCGAACCACAAUAGACACAACACAAUGGCAGAGGUAUCCGAAACAGUCUACACCCCACAAGAGGUCGAAGCAACCUUGGAACAAGCAGUUGCAUCUGCAGAAUCCCAGAUUGAGGAUCUGAUUGCCCAAGAGGCUGAAGUUGAAGACGAAGCAGCCCUUGACGCUGCUGCCGAGGCGGAGGCCGACGCUGUUGCAAACGCUGUUCUGAACGAGGCGGUCGCCGAAGUCGAGAAGAAGUUCGCUAACGACGAAGAUGACGACGAAGACGACGAAGACGAAGACUCAGACUACGACGACGACGACUUCGAUCCUGCUGACGAAACCGUUCUUGAGCGUAUCGAGGCUUUGAAGGACAUUUUCUCGCCAAAGCAAAGAGCCUUUGUCACGAACACAGUUUCCGCCGUCGUAUCGGGCUCCAAGACUCUGACCCUCAACCUCGGUUCUGCGCUCUGGUAUGUUGCCACCACUAGUAUGUUGGUUGGUGUUCCAUUGGCUGUUGCCAUUUUGAACGAAACACAGUUGACCGAGUUAGAGAAGGAGUUGAACGGUGCCGGCAUGGGCGUUGCAGCACCAGCUGCCGCCCCAGCUGUAGAAGAAAAGAACUGAUGAUGACACUUCGAUAAGGCUCUUCUAUUUUAUGUAAUGAAAAAUCUCCCACAUAACUGUAUAUAAUGAAUAAACCCACGGUUUUUUGUUACAUGGUAGCAG
Messenger RNA from Pichia membranifaciens NRRL Y-2026, 870 nucleotides. RefSeq lists its product as hypothetical. The coding region runs from base 187 to 768 and encodes 193 amino acids. Gene Ontology annotation, cellular component: mitochondrial outer membrane. Lineage: Eukaryota; Fungi; Ascomycota; Pichiomycetes; Pichiales; Pichiaceae. The transcript has 2 exons. Gene Ontology annotation, biological process: intracellular protein transport. The record is from RefSeq and is a predicted model, not a curated record.